AUGCAACAUGUUAAAAAAUCUCCUUCCAAUAUAAACUACAUAUUCGAUAUUUCAGUUUGUAAUUGCGGGGAUUUAAAAUAUGCAAUUAUUUUCCAAAUUAAUUUUGGUGAUAUCCGUUUUUCGAAUAGCAACAUUACAAACAACAAAUGCAGUUUAUUGUCAUCAUACUAUAGUAUCCUUGAAGGUAAAUCAGGAACAUGUAAUUUCUCAACAUUCAUAGAAAACAGCCAAACCGGAAGUGAAUCACUAUGUUUUGAUAGUUAUUCUGAUUCAUUAGCUCAAACAGUUUCUUAUUGCAAUGUUAUUGGAAAUAAAUGCGAAACAGACAAUAACCAAGUUCUAUUUAGUUGUGGAUACGCAACUAAUGUCGAUCACUGCAUAUUUUUAAAUAACACCGCUAAGUACAUGUUUUAUAUCAGUUCAGGUUAUACUUUGACUAUUUCUUGUUCAAAUGUAGAAUCCAAAUCAACAACAGGAGGAACUGUUACAUUUUUCCAUUUAAAUACCGAAAAUUGUCCCACAGGUAUCAAAGACAUUUCAAAUAAAUUAUCAUAUCUUUCUAAAAUUGCAAAAACUUCUGCCGCAGAAUUGAUUUCAUAA
Messenger RNA from Trichomonas vaginalis G3, 600 nucleotides. RefSeq lists its product as uncharacterized. The record is from RefSeq and is a predicted model, not a curated record. The transcript has a single exon. The coding region runs from base 1 to 600 and encodes 199 amino acids. Lineage: Eukaryota; Parabasalia; Trichomonadida; Trichomonadidae.